Molecule: messenger RNA, 627 nt
Organism: Lentinula edodes (shiitake mushroom)
Lineage: Eukaryota; Fungi; Basidiomycota; Agaricomycetes; Agaricales; Omphalotaceae
Exons: 4
Coding region: 1-627 (208 amino acids)
Source: RefSeq, a predicted model, not a curated record
AUGACAUUUGUUUUAGCACUAUGUGUUGCAGACCACAUUCAGACAUGGCAUAGAGAAUAUAGCUCAAUAUGGAGAAGAAAAAUAACCGGAAUCUCAGUAUUGUUCCUGGUGAACAGAUACAUGUUGCUCUUGUCUAUUAUGAUACAAGCAGUAUUGAACUUUCCUGGAAAUGGAACUGAUGACCAUUGCAACCAAUGGUGUGCUGUCAGUCUUACCUCAAUGAUCUCCACUCACCUGGUUAUAGUUCUUUUUGCUUUGAGGGUUUAUGCAAUAUACAGUGAAAAUAAAGCAAUUUUUGGGAUAGCCUCUGCAUUCAUCAUUUCAAGAUUUGCACUUGAUAUAUGGGUAAGAUUAGCUGUUUGUAUUUCAUCAUCCAUUGACACAUUUUAUGCAAAGAGUACACUACUAGGAGUUGGUGUUUCAACCAUUGAAUCUCCAUUUCAAAACAUUGCCAGGUUAGAGCUGGCUAUUCCAUUUUCAGCAUUAGGAUAUGACAUUUUCAUCUUUGUUCUAACUGCUAUAAGAACUGUGAAACAUUCAGUGGAAAUGCAAAGGCUCAAUCAAUCUAGUAUAACACAAAUAAUUAUCCGCGAUGGUAAUUGUUGUGUAUCAUUGUUUUGUGAAUAA